CAAUACAGUCAACGCGAAUUGGUGUUGCAAAAAGGCAGACCAGGCAGACUAUACUCCCUAAAAGUUUCUUUGUUACAACGAAUUAUGGUUUCAUUCAAGCAAGUUAUUGUUGACAGUGUUCCGUGAUGGUUUUACUCAACACCCAGAGGGAUAGCAACUGAUUGCGCUAUCAACUCAAGCUUAACGAGAUGGAGUUCAAGUACGCCAGCUGGAUCGUGCUUAGUGUGGGUGUUUCCAUCAACAUUCUCGGCUUGUUUUGGUUCGUCGCAAUCGUUUUUGGCUUGGUCGGCUUUCUCGUUGGGUUUUUGACGUUACUCUACCUGCAACAUGGUGACCUGGACAAGUUUCUCGACAGUGGAUUGCUCGAGAAUCCUCUGGAUGAACCUAAAACACUCGGGCUUAGUAUCGGGUGUCAACAUAUGUUGAUUAAUCUCAACGCUUUGUGUGGUAAUGUUGUUUCACUUUUCUUUGUUUCAAAUGUUGUUCGAUUGGUAUGUGCUCAGAAACCCAGUAAUAUGAUAUUAAUCGCACCCAAUAUAAAAGUUCAAACUGAAUCGACCAGAAAGUCGAAACAUCAUUUCGCUGGUGCGUCCUCGGAACAAGGCCGGCGACGAAACUUACUCGAUGCUGGUAUUGAAUUGCUUUUUAAGAAACGCACCACCGAUGCAACUGGCGGAAGUAACGGUUCUUGUAGCAGCACCAGUGUUGGUGCCUCUAGUGGCAGUGGGGGUGGCUUGAUUACCGACACUCUCAUGCACAAAGGUCAUCUGCAUUUCCACCAAAAGGAUAAUACCAUUCUAGAUAACACACGGAAGCCACCGAGCGGCUCGGCAAAGCAGCUACCUUCACCGACCGGCGAAGAUCGGGCGAGUCGGUGGAGACCAUUCGAAAGUAUAAAAAUUUAUACUGACAAAGGAAAAUCUACUCCCGAUCAACAACAGUUUGGCUUCCACGAGGGGUCGCACAUAGCGGACAAGCAUCAAGCUCGAAAGCGAGAAGUUGGUGCAAUUUCACUUGGUGAAGAAGCAACCGCUAGUUCAUCUUCGCCGUCACCGCUGGCUUCAUUCAAGUCAUACAUAAGCCACCCGGAAGUUCUGCUGCAUCGGGACUCGCCACCAGGUUCACCUCGGAAAAAGAAAAUACUCAGCGGAAAUAAAGCUGUCGACAAGUUGAUCCACACGAUCGUGGAUUAUGUCAUUCGAGAUUUCAUCAACUCGUGGUACACGGUCGUAUCGGACAGUCACGAGUUUAGUGAUACCAAUAUUCGUACCAGCGUGGAAACACUAAUCCUCAAGGUGUGCCAGCGUAUCAAGGUGGCCGAGUUGCUUCCACUCAUGACCACCAAAGUGAUAGAUGAUUUGGCCCGGCACACACGUUUCUAUCGGUUGGCCACUCAGGAUGUCAGUAACAGUUCCAAUUUGCCCAACCCGAGCGAUCAAAAGCGAAUGAAAAUCCACGAAAAGUUGUCCCCGCAAAAAAAGAAUCAUCGUGAUAAUGGGCACAGACGGAACAAAAGCGAAACCGAUCUAACGUGGCACUUGGGAAAUGCUGCUCUUCAGAAAAACGUAGCUAACUCGAAGUUUUACGGUGUGCAAGCAGAUGAACAGUCGCUAGUCGAUCCGGAAGUGAUGUUAUUGAACUCGUUUUUUGGAUUUAGCGACGAAUACAAACUGGAGUGUCUGGAUGAGAAUGCAUUGCUUGAGUAUUUUAAAAGAAUCGCCGAAACAGUAUUAUACUUCACCCUGCCAGAUGAGGAUUUUAACUGUUUAACACUAAGAACCUUUCUUUGUAACAUCCUGGCUAACAAUAUCCUCAAACCAAUGUUUGCCACUUUGACUGAUCCAGACUUCAUCAAUUUGCAAAUUGCAAAACACUUUACGAAAGAGUUGCCGAGCGGAGAGUUUCUGUUGAAAAUGAUUCGCCAGUCGAAUGAUCUAUCUGAAUUACGUGCUUGUAGGCAGCUGAUCACCAAAGAGAUGGAUGCCAAACAUAAGGAUGCAAGUUAUACGGCCGAGUUGGCUAGUUUGAAAUAUACGCAAAAAUUGAUCGAUCUAAGGAUUAGUAACCUUCAGAAUAACAAGAACGACAGAGGUAAAAGUGAGAAGGAAAAACCUGCGUCGAACCUGCCGUUACUAAGCUUGGACGACAUUCUACGCAAAGAGUUAGCCGUUUCAUACUAUCUGGAUUACCUAAGCGUUUUGAACCUGCAAAAAUAUGUGAUAUUUUAUUUGACCGCUCAAGAGUGGAAAAUAACAACGAGCCAAAGCUUUUCGGAUGUUCAAGUAAACAAAACUAAACUAAACCGAGAAGAAAUUAUGCGUAUCAUUCGGGAGAAAGCCAACAAUUUGUUUCAAGAGUACCUUGUACCCAAGUCGCCAAACUACCUGAACAUCGAUCCGGGUCUAAUCGAAACGUUAAGCAUACGAAUACACGAUACCUUCAUGCAACCGGAAAACACCUGGUUCGAUUCGAUCUGCAAGUACGUGUACGAAAAGCAGAAGAACGAGGAAGUCUUCCUGAGUAAUUUCUACCAAAGUUCGGCCUACAAGCAGCUACUGAGGGAAUUGGAUUUCAACAACGCACCCGACCAGGAAUUACCCUCGCUGGACCACCUGGGAGUGUCUAUGAGUUUGAUAGACAAUUUGAGUGACACCAAUUCGGGAGACUUGCGUUUUGACGAAACUGACGACGAUGAAGCUACCGGAACCGGAUCGAUCGGUGGCUAUUUUCAUAGUGAUAUUAAAGAAGAGCACGAUGUGAAAGCAAACCUUUUGCAAAAUACACGAAAAACCCCUACGGUGUCUGAUGCAAGUUUACUUCCGGCUGUUGUUAACGUGAAACAUGCCCGGUCGCAUAGCGAUUGUACAGGAAUGUACAGCACCAUUAACGAUAUUAAUAUAGAGCAGCUGAAGGGAUCCGAUUGUUCUAGUAACGAUUCGGGAAAUGAAUUGGCUGUCUCAACAGCUACCAAUUCUCCCAGUCCAUCGAUGAUUAGUCGCUCAACUGCGCAACCAUCAGUGGAAAUACAAAUCGAGCAAAAGUUGGAGGACGCUCAGGAUUUCAAGCAGAAACUUUCUGCAAAAAUUAUCAACACUGCGAUUCAUUGUGAAGGGCAUUAUGCCGUCUAUGCGAUUCAAGUGUGUGUCAUAGAUGAUAACCACCAAAAAAGUAGCUGGCACAUUUAUCGGAGGUACUCGAAAUUUUUGGAAUUGAAAAAAAAUCUGGUGAAACGGUUCCCGUUCUUGUCAAAGGUUCCGUUCCCGGCGAAGAAAACUUUCCAAAAUACACAGCGGGCGGUGUUAGAGCAUCGAAUGGAAGUCUUGAACAUGUUUAUGGACGAGAUUGGUAGCAAAGCCGAACAGAAUGACGAGAUGCGUUCGAUUGUGAGAAAUUUCUUGGAACCAGACACAGACGAUCGGAAGAUGCACGGUGGAGCUGUUGUUAAAACGAUUGAGAGCUUCAAAUCGGGGAUGAGCAAAAUUCGUAACAUGCCCGAUACAUUAGUUGGUGGUAUUUCCAGAAUGUUUCUGGGUAAAGGACCUCUGAAAGAGCGAACCUUCUACGAUAUUCAGGACAUACCAACGUUGGAAUCGAAACAGUCCGAGUAUCCAGCAUUAACGUCGGCUCUAAACUUGCUGGAUGAGGUGUUUGAUCUACAGAAUAAAUCUCAAUGGUUGCGAAGAGGCUUGAUCAACCGACUGCUUGGAGCCCCUUGGGUUAGUCAUGCGACGAAUAAAAGAAUCGUACAACUUGCUAACACGAUGCUAGCAACGGAUAAGGUGGAAGCGGUGCUAAUGGCUGUUUUAAACAACGUAUGGCCUGACGGUGGUCGCUUCAAUCCAAGCCCACCACUACGGGAGGACAGCACUAAACUGCGUACCAAAUUGGCGGCCAAAAUAGCCCUUUUCGCGCUUUUAUCCGACGACCUUAAGCACGUCGUAGGUUCCGUUACUUGCAAUACCGGGCUGCUCAAUUUUUUCCAAAUGUUGCAGAAUAAAAAAUUGAACACUCGCUUGCUGUUAAUUUUAAUGGAUCGGUUUCUGUUGCUGUUGUUCCAAAUCGACGACAUGACCAAACAUGCUCCCACAAGCACCGCUGGUACUUUGCGCGACAGUAGUGAGGACGGUGGGUCGGUUCGUAUCAAUUCACCGUCCGGGUCGACAACAGGCUCAAGAAAGUCCUCUCGGCACCACUAUUGAUGACAGUUGUACGGUACAGCAGUGUCACUGGUUUCGAUUUCCGAUAACAGUAAAACAUCAUAAUCAUUCCACCAAUAGUAAAAAUAGCGAACGACAUUUAAAAAAAAUAAUUCACAGGAAAACACAAUUAGGACACAAUUGUUGUACUACGUAUGAAUGAAAUUGAAAGAUGCUUUAUUUUAUUUUUCUAGCUGCCUUCUUUUCAAUUGCCUAAUAUUUCUCGAAACACAUUGCAUUUUUGUGCAUUGGCUGCUGAACAAAUUUGGGAAAACAAUCCUAUACCACCCAGAUGAGGUUUAGAUAAUUUUAUUUUUCCCGUUUUUGGGAGUAUUAUUUCUAUUAUUAUCAUUUGUUGCAUCAAAUUGCAGGUUUAAAUGAAUAGUUUUCGAUUAAAAACCCUGUCGAAACAUAUAUUAAAAAUCA
Molecule: messenger RNA, 4622 nt
Organism: Wyeomyia smithii (pitcher-plant mosquito)
Lineage: Eukaryota; Metazoa; Arthropoda; Insecta; Diptera; Culicidae
Product: sorting nexin-13-like
Exons: 10
Coding region: 189-4199 (1336 amino acids)
Cellular component (GO): early endosome
Molecular function (GO): phosphatidylinositol binding
Source: RefSeq, a predicted model, not a curated record